CGCCCCUUAUAUGAGCAGCAUGCAAUGUAGUGUGUGGAGAUGAAGUUUGUUUUUGGAUUUGUCACUCCCAAUGUUUCAGGAUUCCUGAUGCUGAUUGUUUUAGAUUUUCACUCAUUUUAAUUGCACUUUUGACCCUUUUAUCUUCUGUGGUUUCGUGUGAAAAGUGCAUACAUUGCAAGACGUUGUUCCUUUGCUGCCCGAUGCAGCUAGCUAACAUGCUAAGUAAGUUUAUACUAGAACGAGUUCAGAAUGAAUGACUGAUGAGUGAAGUUAUCAAAUAGUAGGUUAUACGCACAUUAAACCACCGUGCCUAGACCAAACUCGUUGCAGAAUGGAUAGGCGCAGUAACAUCAUUGAUAUGUUCGAGACUGGGAAAGUCGUGAAAGUGUGCGCACCAAUGGUCCGCUACUCAAAGUUAGCUUUCCGAUGUCUGGUGAGGAAGUACGACUGUGAUGUCUGUUUUACUCCAAUGAUUGUGGCAGCAGAUUUCAUGCGCUCUGUAAAAGCCAGGGACAGCGAGUUUACCACUAACAGAGCUGACCGACCCCUGAUUGUGCAGUUUGCUGCCAAGGAUGCCCAGACGCUGGUAGAUGCUGCUUGUGUCGUUGCACCUUUCUCAGAUGGAGUGGAUUUGAAUUGUGGUUGUCCCCAAAGAUGGGCCAUGUCGGAAGGCUAUGGAGCCUGUUUGAUCAACAAACCAGACCUGGUCAAAGACAUGGUGCGACAAGUCCGCAACCAAAUAGAAGAUCCCAGCUAUGCUGUGUCCAUUAAAAUCAGGAUCCACAAAGACUUGAGGAAGACGGUGGACUUGUGUCAGAAAGCAGAGGCGGCAGGAGUGUCCUGGAUCACAGUUCACGGGCGAACAGCAGAUGAGCGACACCAGCCUGUGCACUACGAUGCCAUUAAAACCAUCAAGGAAAGUCUGACCAUCCCUGUCAUCGCCAAUGGAGACAUCAAGUCCUCUCGAGACGUGGAGUCCAUUCACCAGCUAACAGGGGUUAAUGGAGUGAUGUCCGCCCGUGGUUUGCUGGCCAACCCCGCUUUGUUUGCGGGCUACGAGGAGACUCCACUGGAGUGCAUCUGGGACUGGGUGGACAUUGCUCUGGAGCACGGGACCCCGUUUACCUGUUUCCACCAUCAUCUCAUUUAUAUGCUGGAACGCAUCAGCUCUCAGCCUGAAAGGAAGGUCUUCAACACUCUCGCCAGCACCUCAGCAGUCAUCGACUACCUCAGUAAUACCUAUGGAUCAGUAUAAACUAUGGGCGGUGGCUUUUGAAGAGUCAGGGUCUUGUUUUUUCACCUUUUUCAUUGUCUAACUUUUUAUUAUAGUUAUUAUUAAAAUAUACUGUAUGAAUGAAUGUAUGUGUAUGGCUGUGCAUUCUACUUCUGCAUAACCUCUGAAAAUAUGUUACCACUGUUCUGUCUAAUAAUCUGAUAUUCUUUGCUCAGCAGAGAAUAAUUAUGUCACAGUGUGCCUAAUAUGAGAUUACCUCAUAUUAAAUCCAUGUGCUAUUGUUAAA
Messenger RNA from Engraulis encrasicolus (European anchovy), 1520 nucleotides. It is a transcript of the gene dus4l, whose product is annotated as dihydrouridine synthase 4-like (S. cerevisiae). The transcript has 6 exons. The record is from RefSeq and is a predicted model, not a curated record. Gene Ontology annotation, molecular function: flavin adenine dinucleotide binding; tRNA dihydrouridine synthase activity. Gene Ontology annotation, biological process: tRNA processing. NCBI's taxonomy places the organism in Eukaryota, Metazoa, Chordata, Actinopteri, Clupeiformes, Engraulidae. Bases 332 to 1255 code for a protein of 307 amino acids.